Solenopsis invicta (red fire ant) is the source of this 3464-nucleotide messenger RNA. It is a transcript of the gene TM9SF3, whose product is annotated as transmembrane 9 superfamily member 3. Gene Ontology annotation, biological process: protein localization to membrane. Gene Ontology annotation, cellular component: membrane. The transcript has 11 exons. NCBI's taxonomy places the organism in Eukaryota, Metazoa, Arthropoda, Insecta, Hymenoptera, Formicidae. The record is from RefSeq and is a predicted model, not a curated record. The coding region runs from base 282 to 2036 and encodes 584 amino acids.
AGCCCCUCGGUCGACAGCGCGUAUCUACGGCCGCAGUGUGCAUAAUACAUCUGAAUACAUCGUUCCGGCAUUGCUGAUACGUGUCCGUCCGUCGCCGUGUGUGUCCCCGCCUGUGUUGUCAACUGCUAGCAGCCGCUUACGCGCACGGCACAUUACGAAAUCUAUAUGGGGAUUGUCCGUCGUCGACGCGUCUCGCUGGUGGGAUCUCCUCUCGUUCGUGCGUACGCGUAAAGGGCGCCCGGCCGGUCGGCGCGCCUCGCCGUUCACAGGAACAGACGAACAUGCGUCGGGGACGGCAGUUGCUCUGCUUUCUGGCGCUCGGCCUCCUCGCGCCGUUGGCCUGCGCCGACGAGCACAACCACGUCUACGAGGAUGGUGACGAAGUUGUACUAUGGAUGAGCACCGUAGGGCCCUAUCACAAUCGUCAGGAGACGUACUCCUAUUAUUCCUUACCCUUUUGUACAGGCACCAAGAAUGUCAUCAAUCAUUAUCACGAGACUCUAGCAGAGGCAUUGCAGGGCAUCGAGUUGAAGUUUAGUGGUUUAGAUAUCGAAUUCAAAGAGGAUAUCUCGAAGACAGAAUACUGCCAGAUAAGUUUAAACGAAGAAAGCCAGAAAGCAUUUGCAUAUGCGAUAAAGAAUCAGUAUUGGUAUCAAAUGUACAUUGAUGAUUUACCAAUAUGGGGUGUUGUGGGAGAAGUGGAAAGUGAUGAAAUUCCAGAUUAUUACAUCUGGGCACAUAAAAAGUUUGAUAUUGGAUACAACGGUAAACAAAUAGUGGAUGUUAAUCUGACCAGUGACAACAGAGUGAAGCUGCAGCUGGGCGCACGUAUAUCUUUUAGCUAUGAAGUCAAUUGGAAGAAGAGUAAUAUUAAAUUUGAGGAUAGAUUUGAUAAAUAUCUAGAUCCCAACUUCUUUCAACAUAGAAUACACUGGUUUAGCAUUUUUAACAGCUUCAUGAUGGUGAUUUUCCUCGUUGGACUCGUUUCAAUGAUUUUAAUGCGCACUUUGAGAAAGGAUUAUGCCAGAUAUAGCAGAGAUGAAGAAAUGGACGAUAUGGAAAGAGAUUUGGGUGAUGAGUACGGUUGGAAGCAAGUACAUGGAGAUGUAUUUAGGCCUGCGAGUCAUGCUAUGCUCUUCUCAGCUCUCAUAGGUGCAGGCUACCAGGUCACAGUGGUAGUGUUGAGCGUAAUUGUCUUCGCUAUCCUGGGCGAGCUUUAUACCGAGCGAGGUUCAAUGUUAUCAACAGCGAUAUUUGUAUAUGCCGCCACGUCGCCAAUCAACGGUUAUGCGGGUGGCGGACUGUACGCUCGGAUGGGCGGACGCGUAUGGAUCAAACAAAUGAUCCUCAGCGCUUUUAUGCUACCGCUCAUGGUCUGCGGUACCGCUUUCUUCAUCAAUUUUAUCGCCAUGUAUUACCAUGCCAGUAGAGCGAUACCUUUCGGAUCCAUGGUUGCGGUAACAUGUAUCUGCAUAUUUGUGAUAUUACCGCUGACACUGGUAGGUACCAUUCUAGGCCGUAAUCUCGCUGGGACACCGGACGCACCGUGCCGCGUAAACGCAGUGCCUCGACCAAUACCCGAGAAGAAAUGGUUCAUGGAACCAUUAGUAAUCAUAAUGCUCGGCGGAAUCCUACCCUUCGGUUCGAUCUUCAUUGAGAUGUACUUCGUCUUUACCUCAUUUUGGGCGUACAAGAUCUAUUACGUCUACGGUUUUAUGUUAUUAGUAUUCGUUAUUCUCAUGAUAGUAACAGUAUGCGUUACUAUCGUAUGUACAUAUUUCUUACUGAAUGCCGAAGACUAUCGAUGGCAAUGGACGAGUUUUCUUGCAGCGGCUUCGACGGCCGGCUACGUUUACAUUUAUUCUUUUUACUACUUCUUCUUCAAGACUAAAAUGUAUGGUCUCUUCCAAACGGCGUUUUAUUUCGGCUACAUGGCAUUGUUUAGCUUGGCCCUGGGUAUUAUGUGCGGAACGGUUGGAUACAUCGGCACCAACGCAUUCGUGCGAAAGAUAUAUUCUACGGUCAAGAUAGAUUAAGAGUCACUGAUUGAAGUAUUCGCAUCGUGGAUUGUACGAUGUAAUUCCUAAAAUUGCGCGCGCGACACUAGCUGCUCUUGACAAAAUGAAGCGUAUGCUUCAUUUCGUACAUGAAAUACUUUAUUUCGCUACAAAGCGGCUGUCCGUCACGUCGCUCGAAAGUGCGAUUCUUAUUUUUCAGCUUGACUUAAUGUCCGUUCUAGAAACGGAACGACGUGUGUCCUUGAACGUAUCAUUACUCUUCCAACGGAACUCACGCCGUCACGUGUCUACCGUUAUUCGAACGACGACUCCAUCUUAUAUUCAUUCAUUUGUCCUUUUCUUUUUCCAAUUGUGUAUUUCGCUAUUACGCAAGAUAAAGAUACGCUGUAAACGGAUCCUACUGUACUAAAACACGUGCGCGUGUCGCAAAUGCAGUCAUCUGUCAAUAAUAAAGUAAUAAUUGUAAGUGUUAGUCGAAUCCUAUUAUGAGUCCGAGCUAUUAUAAACAAAACUUCUGCAAUCGUGUAAAUUUAACGUUGUAGUACAUUUUUUUAUUGAUCCAAGUAUGUCGAUAAAUUGUAAUAAUCAUGCAUAUAUAUACAUAUAUAUUUAUAUGUACAUACCAUACAUAAAAUAUAAUUGCAUGGUCGCAAUCAUUUUUUAUCGCAUAUGUGUCUCGCUUGCGAAUGGCACAGAAAAUUGAUCGAAUUGUACAAAAAUCAAGAAACUUUGGUUUGUUUUUCUUUUAUCUAGACACUUCAGCUCGGACAAUGAAGCAUAAAAAGAUUAUGAUGUAAAAUAAUUUUUCCUGACUCUUGAAGACUCGAAGUAGAAUGUUGCAAUAAUUGAAAAUUAUAAUUAAACUUGCGAUAAAUUAGACGUGAAAGCAUUAAUACAUUAUAAUUUAUUAAAUUCAUAGUUUUACGAGACUCUUUCGUUGAUAUACGCAAACUGUGAAUUGAACUGUGACUUAGAUAAUUUUCUGAUUCUGUGAUUGUCGAGUCAGUUUGCCAAUUACACGUUUCGUUAUCAACGGAAAGCCCUUAUCCUUAAGCUAAAUGGUUCAAAGAGAAAGGAGUAAGAAUCGUGAAGUACAAUGCCAAUGUAAGAUCUUGCUUGCGAUACGACAAUCGCAUCAUGAUCUCGUCCGCAUUGUGCUUUCUUUACAUUUGAAUUUUUGUUUGUAGGAUUCGCGAAUGAAUCCACGCUCACGAUUCUCUUCCACAGGCGGGCAUUCACCCGCACCAUACAAAAAAUCACCGUUGAGAGACGAGAAGUUAAUUCCGCAAACACAAUUAGAAAUAGGUACUCGAGUAAAAGAUAUAACGAUGAGAGUAUUACGUUUCAGUGAGACUAAUGUUGGUGGGAGUCUUCGAAAAUAAACGAUUUGUUGUUAGAUGUAGUGAUUCUGAAAAAAAUAUAAAAUUUCUACGUAUACAACAACGA